Phodopus roborovskii (desert hamster) is the source of this 3311-nucleotide messenger RNA. RefSeq names its product erythrocyte membrane protein band 4.1 (gene Epb41). The transcript has 23 exons. The record is from RefSeq and is a predicted model, not a curated record. Gene Ontology annotation, biological process: cortical actin cytoskeleton organization. Gene Ontology annotation, cellular component: plasma membrane; cytoskeleton. Gene Ontology annotation, molecular function: actin binding; structural molecule activity. The coding region runs from base 154 to 3078 and encodes 974 amino acids. NCBI's taxonomy places the organism in Eukaryota, Metazoa, Chordata, Mammalia, Rodentia, Cricetidae.
GCCGGCGGGUUUAGUCAGCCAGGCUGCAGCCCGCCAGCCCGCGAGCCGCAGAGGGCCGGAGCCUCGGACUCGCCGCCGCCGCCUCCUGCCAUUGUUCGUCGGGCUGAAGCUGCGGCUGGCGCCGGAGCCCCGGCCGGGAGCCCCGGGAACAUCAUGACAACAGAGAAGAGUUUAGUGGUUGAAGCUGAGAAUUCUCAGCACCAACAACAGAAGGAAGAAGGUGAGGGAGCCACAAACUCAGGCCAACAAGAAAUUCAACUAGAAGAGGCUUCCCAACCGGCAGCUGAGGGCGGUAAUCAGUGUGAGCAGAAGCUGAAAGCAUCCAAUGGGGACACUCCGACACAUGAAGACUUGACCAAGAACAAGGAACGGACGUCAGAAAGCAGAGGCUUGUCACGACUGCUUUCCUCAUUCCUCAAAAGGCCCAAGUCUCAGGUUUCUGAAGAAGAAGGCAGAGAAGCAGAGUCAGAUAAGGAAAAAGGAGAAGGAGGUCAAAAGGAGUUAGAAUUUGGAACCAGCCUUGAUGAAGACAUCAUUUUAAAGGCUCCUAUUGCAGCUCCUGAACCUGAACUCAAAACAGACCCAUCUUUGGAUCUUCAUUCACUAAGCAGUAUAGAAACACAGCCAGCUCAGGAAGAACACAGAGAGGAUCCGGAAUCUGAAACGAAGGAAGAGGAAGGGAUUGAAGAGUGCUCCAGGGCAGGAGUGAAGGACGACCCCGAGUUAAAACCAGAAAGAGAGCCUGAGGCUUCACAGAAGCCCAUCAGGAGACACAGAGACAUGCACUGCAAGGUCUCCUUGUUGGAUGACACAAUUUAUGAGUGUGUGGUGGAGAAACAUGCUAAGGGGCAGGAUUUGCUUAAGCGAGUUUGUGAGCACCUCAAUCUAUUGGAAGAAGACUACUUUGGUUUAGCUGUUUGGGAUAGUGCAACUUCUAAGACAUGGCUGGAUUCUGCCAAAGAAAUUAAAAAACAGGUUCGAGGUGUUCCUUGGAAUUUUACAUUUAAUGUGAAGUUUUAUCCACCUGACCCAGCACAGUUAACUGAAGACAUAACAAGAUACUAUUUAUGUCUUCAGCUUCGGCAGGACAUCGUUGCUGGACGGCUACCCUGUUCCUUUGCAACCUUAGCCCUACUUGGCUCUUACACCAUCCAGUCUGAACUGGGAGACUAUGACCCAGAACUGCAUGGCGUGGAUUAUGUCAGCGAUUUUAAAGUGGCUCCAAAUCAGACCAGGGAACUUGAAGAGAAGGUCAUGGAAUUGCAUAAGUCAUACAGGUCCAUGACUCCAGCUCAGGCUGACUUGGAAUUUCUUGAGAAUGCCAAAAAGUUGUCCAUGUAUGGAGUUGAUCUUCACAAGGCAAAGGACUUGGAGGGAGUGGAUAUCAUCUUAGGAGUCUGCUCUAGUGGCCUUUUGGUUUACAAAGAUAAAUUGAGAAUUAAUCGUUUCCCUUGGCCCAAAGUGCUAAAGAUUUCUUACAAACGUAGCAGCUUCUUCAUCAAGAUUCGGCCUGGAGAGCAAGAACAAUAUGAAAGUACCAUUGGCUUCAAGCUUCCUAGUUACCGAGCAGCUAAAAAGCUAUGGAAAGUCUGUGUGGAGCAUCAUACGUUUUUCAGACUGACUUCUACAGACACCAUUCCCAAAAGUAAAUUUCUUGCCCUGGGAUCUAAAUUUCGAUACAGUGGCCGGACUCAAGCUCAGACCAGACAAGCCAGUGCUCUGAUUGACAGGCCUGCUCCGCACUUUGAACGGACAGCAAGCAAACGUGCGUCCAGGAGCCUUGAUGGAGCAGCAGCUGCCGAGUCCACAGACCGAAGUCCUCGGCCCACCUCUGCACCAGCCAUUGCUCAGAGUCAGGUCACAGAAGGGCCAGGGGCACCUGUCAAAAAAACACAGAAGGAAGCUGCGAAGGUUGAAGCCAAAGGGGAAGAGGAGCCGCCUGAGCAAGCUGAGCCAGAGCCCACAGAAGCAUGGAAGGUGGAAAAAACCCACAUCGAGGUCACAGUACCUACCUCAAAUGGUGACCAAACACAGAAGCCUGCAGGAAAAACUGAAGACCUGAUAAGAGUGAGGAAGAAAAAGAGAGAGAGACUAGAUGGUGAAAACAUUUAUAUCAGACAUAGCAAUUUAAUGUUGGAGGAUUUAGACAAGAGUCAAGAAGAAAUAAAAAAGCAUCACGCCAGCAUCAGUGAACUGAAAAAGAACUUUAUGGAAUCUGUACCUGAGCCACGGCCUAGCGAGUGGGACAAGCGCUUAUCCACACACUCGCCCUUCCGAACUCUUAACAUCAAUGGCCAAGUCCCUACUGGAGAUGGAGUGAAGAAAACUCCUGCCCUCCCCUCGGAAAGAAAGGUUGGUGGGCCAGAGAGCUUUGGUUCUGGCUCCCUCUCCAUAAACAGCGAGGAGGCAGAAGAGAAGGAGCAGGGGGCAGCUGGCUAUAUUGAUGCUAAGGAGAUGCCAACGGGCCCAAGUGAGGAAUGUUUAGGAGUGGAGGAACAGACCAGUACCUUAAAUUUCUCAGUAACUCCAGCUUCCUGCCAGCCGCAGCAUGGUGGAAAAAAGGCAGACAGUAGUGAAGAACCAGCAGAGACCCUUGAGACCCUGAGUGGACCCUUUCUUGACCCUCGUAUGGGUCACCAGUUCCCCACCCUCAUUCGAAGUUUCCAGCCUCCUUUGGUAAAGACUCAGACUGUCACCAUCUCAGAUACUGCCAAUGCUGUGAAAAGUGAAAUCCCAACCAAAGAUGUCCCUAUUGUCCACACUGAGACCAAGACCAUCACCUACGAGGCUGCCCAGACAGAGGACAGCAAUGGGGACUUGGAUCCUGGAGUCUUGCUGACUGCUCAGACCAUCACAUCUGAGACCACGAGCAGCACAACCACCACUCAGAUUACCAAGACUGUAAAAGGUGGGAUUUCUGAGACCCGGAUCGAGAAGAGAAUUGUGAUCACGGGAGAUGCAGAUAUUGACCACGAUCAGGUCCUUGUACAAGCCAUCAAGGAGGCCAAGGAACAGCACCCAGACAUGUCAGUGACCAAGGUGGUCGUCCACCAAGAGACCGAGAUCUCUGAGGAGUGAGCUCAGGGACAGCCCCAUCCCCACCCUCCCCCACCCCAGAGAAACCAGCAUAUCGUAAAGAAACCAGCCUGCAACAGUCAGACUUCAGACUUUCAAGACUGUUCCACACCACAGAAAACCAACUUCAUUUUCUAUUUGGAAUUUAUAUUGAGACUCUUCUAGAUGCCACAGAUGCUUUCUAUAUUGUGAUACAGAAAUUGUCAACUUUUCAGUCUAUGAACUGUUUUUAAGAC